Frieseomelitta varia is the source of this 3135-nucleotide messenger RNA. Its product is annotated as nose resistant to fluoxetine protein 6. Lineage: Eukaryota; Metazoa; Arthropoda; Insecta; Hymenoptera; Apidae. The transcript is spliced from 10 exons. Bases 548 to 2908 code for a protein of 786 amino acids. Gene Ontology annotation, molecular function: acyltransferase activity, transferring groups other than amino-acyl groups. The record is from RefSeq and is a predicted model, not a curated record.
CGAAGCCAUUUUUCUACCAUUACCAGUCUCGUCGUUCCAACUGAUUCUUGGCCAUCAAAUAAGGAGGAACCACACGGAAGAAAAGACACGCUCUGUCAGAAGUUCGCAGUCUCAGAUCGGUCAUGGCGUGGAAUCUACAUUCUCUCUUCCGUCCACUGUCGUUGCUUUCUUAGAAGUAUGAUAACUGAAACGGAGGGGCUCCAAAAGGAAAUCUCUUGGAUAAAUUGGAAAAUGCAAUCAGAAAGAUUCACGUGACUCUGAAAGAAGUUGAGAAGAUCGAUAUUCUAUCCUGUCAGGAUAGACGAGGAAGAGAUUCAUACCUUUGAUCAGUGAAGAUUUUUAUCCGAAGACUAGCUGGAUAUCGACUGUGAUUUCAAAUAUAUCUAUGCUGUGAUAUUUUACGAUUUCUGAGACUUUUGGCUCAGAUGAUCCGUUAUUCAUCGAAACAACAUUUUGUAAUAUGUUAAACGUGACCGGCCGGUUUUAAUCGAUCAAUCGAUUUCUGUACGAUUCUAUUUUCGCAGUGAUUGGCACGAGCGUAACAAUCAUGAGCCAAACGUGGCAUCUUGUCGUUCUUUUCGCGUGCUAUGCAAUUCGCGGGGUGACACCUUUGAACGUUUCGGAGAAUCCUACGCGAGAUUCUCUGGCGAACCAACGAGUGAGAACUUUUACCGAUACCGAUAAAAUUACGAAUAGAAAUUGGACUACGUUGUCGGAGAUGUUAGAUGUCUUCGAUGUGCGUCAUCUUGCCAAUAAUUGGACAGAAGGGAAAUAUCCUAUUCAGGAUCAGUGUGCCAAAGAUAUUACAAGAUAUAUAGAAGGAUUGAAGAAUCACGAAGGAUGGGCCCUCAAAGCGAAUGAUGCUUCAGGCAGAUACACCAAUAGUUUCUUUUGGGGAAACUCCUACUACGUUGGUUCGUCCAUCCAGUGUGCCUAUAUCAACGAAGAUUAUGGAAAGAAAGUGAUGAAAAACAAACCAACAGAAGAGCUCAAUACCGAAUCGCGAAAGAAGCACGGCGGUCUCACUAGUAAUGAUCUUUGGAUCGGGACAAGAUUCGAUAAACCACCUUAUAAACUGGGAUUUUACAUGAUGACCAUCUCAUUGAAUACCACUUUCUUUCCUAGGAUUAGAAUGAUUUAUCUAGGAGUGUGUUUACCUUUCUCGUGUAACGCUUCCGAUGUUUCUGUGAUAGCAAAGCUCGCUGGGAGUGAACAGGCGAUGAAACAUUCGUCACUUGAAAAAAUUCGAGAUCAACAUGACAUGUACGACAUGUACGAGGACCCAGUCUUUUGGAUUCUAUUUGCUGUGACUGCUACGGUUUUCGUUUUGAUGGCAAUUGGAACUGGAUACGACAUCUACGUAACAAGAAAAUAUACUCGCGGAAAAAAUGUGAUCUACGAUUUGGAAAGGCAUGCGAAAUUCGAUCAGCUAACCACCAGAAAUCAGAAAUCUCUUGGUGCUUUUCAAGGUAGGGUCUACCUUCCUGUUCCAGCGGCAGAAGCUAUCAUCAAUGGACCUCAAUCAUUAACAAUUAAUAACAAUAACGAUCACGAAGGUAGUCUACGUUCAGCUACUCCCAAAGUACAUAAAUUUAGCGUCUUCGAGGAAUUGUUACUCUCUUUCUCUGUUCGAGCUAAUGUAAAGGUUAUUUGUGACAAUAAAGUUGGAGGUGACACGAUCAGUACUGUCCACGGUCUUAGAGUGAUAUCGAUGGCCUGGGUUAUCUUGGGUCACACCUGUAUUACCACGUUCAAGUACUCUGACAACAUGGAGUACCGAAAAGUCGUAGAGAAAAAGUUUCUUUUUCAAACUAUUACGAACGGAGCUUUUAGCGUCGACACGUUUUUCUUCAUGGGUGGUUUACUCGUGAGCUUUCUGUACUUCAGAACAAAUGCGAAAGGAGACUUGAAUAAACUUACGCAGGGUACACGGGGUAUUGUCGCAGGUGGUUUAAAAUUCAUCGGUCUUCUCAUGUACAGAUUUUGUAGGCUCACAGCUCCGUAUAUGUUUGUACUUGGAGUAGUUCAAGUCACAAUGAAAUGGUUUCAUUCGAAUUCCGUGUUUGAACCACCGACCGCGGAUCAUUAUAACUGUCCCAACUAUUGGUGGAGGAAUUUUCUUUACAUUAAUACUUUGUUCCCGGUAGAUCAAAUGUGCAUGAUUUGGAGCUGGUACGUUGCAGAUGACACUCAAUUCUACAUUAUUGGCGCCGUAAUACUAGUUUUAGCGACAAAUCACUUUAAAAUUGCAACCUUUCUGAUGACUACUUUGUUAUUAAGCUCCUGGUUAACAACCGGAUAUAUUGCAUUAAUAAAUAAUCAUAUGCCGAGCUCAGAUGAUCCAUUGGCGCUUUUCGAUAAAAUCUAUGAUAAGCCAUGGACCAGGCUGGGUCCUUAUUUUAUAGGCAUGUCGGUAGGAUACUUCCUUUUCAAGACUGAUUGCAAAAUAAAAAUGUCCAAGACAACGAUUUGCGUAGGAUGGCUUCUUUCUUCGGCAUGUCUUUUAAGUUUAUUAUAUGGUCUGUAUGAAGCAGAACUUAGUCCUAUAAUGGCAGCUACUUAUUCUUCAUUAAGUCAUAGCUUAUGGGCACUUGCUUUAUCAUGGAUCGUCGUUGCAUGCAGCACAGGUUACGGAGGAUACGUCAAUAGUAUUCUAUCGGCACCGAUUUUAUAUCCAAUUAGCAGAAUAACAUAUUGCGCUUACUUGUUACAUCCGCUCAUAAUUCGGCUCACAGCUAUGAACUUGGACUCACCGUUUCAUUUAGGAAAAUACACCAUGAUGAUCACUUUUCUUGGAGUUCUGGUUUUAUCGUAUGUACUAUCAUUUAUUAUAUCGGUGUCUUUCGAAGCGCCUAUUGUGACCAUGUUGAAAAUACUUUCUCCCAAAAAGCGAAAACGCAUACAAUGAUGCAACGACAUAGUUAUUUUACAUGAUAUAUUCAGCAAAAUUGUUUAUGUCUUUAUUGUGUGUAACUAAUGUAAAAAAGAAAUCAUGAAACAAUGAAAAAAUAUAGACGUAUUAUAAUGCGCGAAUGAAUAAAAAUUACGCACAAUUAUGCAUUGUUAUACUAUUGCGCGUAGUACGUAUGCGACGAUGUGUAUUGUUACUUAUAUAAUAAAUUAUUUGCCUUUGUA